Molecule: messenger RNA, 1459 nt
Organism: Sus scrofa (pig)
Lineage: Eukaryota; Metazoa; Chordata; Mammalia; Artiodactyla; Suidae
Product: olfactory receptor 1L3-like
Biological process (GO): G protein-coupled receptor signaling pathway
Cellular component (GO): membrane
Molecular function (GO): G protein-coupled receptor activity; olfactory receptor activity
Source: RefSeq, a predicted model, not a curated record
GUAGGUACAUACACGUCCAUGGGAAUGUCCAACCUCACAAGACUCUCUGAAUUCAUCCUCUUGGGACUCUCCUCUCACCCAGAGGACCAAAAACCACUCUUUGUCCUCUUUCUUAUCAUGUACCUGGUCACCGUGAUGGGAAACCUGCUCAUCAUCUUGGCUAUCCGCUCUGAUCCUCAACUCCAAAAUCCCAUGUAUUUCUUCCUAAGCGUCUUGUCCUUUGCUGAUAUUUGCUACACAACAGUUAUAGUCCCCAAGAUGUUGGUGAACUUCUUAUCAGAGACAAAGACCAUUUCCUACAAUGAGUGUCUGGCACAGAUGUAUUUCUUCCUGGCCUUUGGAAACAUGGACAGUUAUCUCCUGGCAGCUAUGGCCAUUGACCGCUAUGUAGCCAUUUGUAACCCUUUCCACUAUGUCACUGUUAUGAACCACAGACGCUGUGUGCUGCUACUGGCCACCUUCACAGCUUUCUCCUACCUUCACUCCCUCCUGCAUGUCCUCCUGGUGAGUCGGCUCACCUUCUGUGCAUCAAAUGUUAUCCAUCACUUCUUCUGUGAUGUGAACCCCAUUCUGAAGCUGGCCUGCUCUUCUACAUCUGUCAAUAGAGUUGUUGCCAUGACAGAAGGGCUGGCCUCUGUGAUGGCCCCAUUUAGCUGCAUUGUCAUCUCUUACCUGAGAAUCCUCAUUGCCAUCCUCAAAAUCCCCUCAGCUUCUGGAAAACGCAAAGCCUUCUCCACCUGCAGCUCCCAUCUCACUGUGGUGACUCUGUUUUAUGGGAGUAUUAGUUAUGUCUAUUUACAGCCAUUGUCCAGCUACUCUGUCAAGGACCGAAUAGCAACAGUCAUCUACACUGUGCUGACAUCAAUGUUGAACCCGUUUAUCUACAGUUUAAGAAAUAAAGACAUGAAACGGGGCUUGGAGAAACUAAUAAGCAGGAUUAAGUCUCAUAUGGAUAGGCUUUUCACUGCUAAAUCCAUGAAAACUUGUGGGCCCUGAUUACAAGGUGUGGUGUGUGGUGAUGUGUGUACACUCCUGCACACACACAGCCUCUGAGGAAAGUCUUCCAUGGAGAAAUAUUCUUUCAUCAACUGGAACCACACCCUGUCAUCUUGCACCGCUUGGUCUCUGACAUGCUGCAGUUGGACAGUUCUACUCAUGUCUUGUUUCAUAUGCUACAAUGAUAGACCCACACCAUAAUACCUCUCCUUUCUAGAAAAUCAUAUUCCCUUUACUCUUUCCAUAUUUAUUCAGAACCUCCCAUAUUUCCCUCUAUUUCUAACUUCAGCCAAAUUCGGUCACUUAAAUUUUUGUAUACAUCUGUGGAGAAAUCUAUAUGCAUGCAAAGAAACAUGAAUAUAUAAACACUCUGUUAUAGUUAAAUUUCUAGAAGUUUUUGCAGGUGUUAGUGUGUGAAUUUGACCUCCAAAUCAGAUCAGGUGCUUCCCAAUUGCAGCAUCUG